Acanthocheilonema viteae is the source of this 1614-nucleotide messenger RNA. The record is from the annotation of a GenBank genome assembly. NCBI's taxonomy places the organism in Eukaryota, Metazoa, Nematoda, Chromadorea, Rhabditida, Onchocercidae.
AUGGAAAGUGUAGUGCAGCGGGAAGAUCCAUCAGUAGAUGUGGUUACUUUGGAAACUCCCAAUUUGGUAUCACUAAUUGGUACCAAUUCAGCUACAUUACCUCCGGAUUUUCCAUCAACAGCUGAAUUGAUGCAGAAAUGUCUUACGGUUAACCCAUUCGAAUUGAAAUUUCGUGAAGCAAAUCGACGUAUCAGUCAGUGCAGUGAAGAACUUCUUGAACAGAAUGGACUUGUUCCGGUGACGCUGUCAUUACCAACAAGUGGCGGCAUAACCUUGCUGAAAUUGCCAUCAUCUUUGGCCCAUUCUCCUGGUAUCUUCUCAAAUAUCAAUGUUCUUUCAGCGGAUUUCGAAAGUGAUGGGUUAAAAAGUGCUGACUUAUCGCGUCUAGUGCAACAGAUGAAAGAUAAUGGCGGUUUAUCAACGCAGAACUCACGAACUGGCGAAGACACCGGACAGGCACCUCGAACCGCUGAUGUACUUAAUGCUGUUCUUGAUAUGCAUUCUGAUAGGUUGGGGACGCUUGGCUUUCUUGGUACAACUGUCACUGCCACGCCGCCUUUGAAAGGACCAUUGGGAUCAAUCUUACCGACAUCCUCAUCUGUUCCUGUAGCUCUUUGUUCUGAUCCGCCUAUAAUAGCGUCAUCGACAUCGUGUACUGCAAAUGUUGGUGGUCCUGAAUGUACAUCCACUUUGCUAUCAUGUUCGCCGUGUUCCUCGGAAUCAGCUUCUUUAACACCGCUAAUUUCUGCUAUAAAUAGUCCUGUUAUCAACGCACCAGGGAAUAUUUCAAGACCUGGAAGUUCUGCAUCAGCUCAAACGCCUAAAAAGAGAUUAUCAGUACGGGCAGCAGCAGCUGCUGCGGCGGUAGCUGCACCAGUAAGUGUUGCGCCAGUAGUGUCAGCACCUUUUCUAGGUGUUGUUGGAUCACUUUUGCCAGCAACGAACAUUGAGGAGCGAAGUGAUGUAUCGCAAAUUUCGAAUUCGCAGUUAUCACCGACUGAUCAUUGGGAUUCUCGUGAUGUGAAACCAGUGAUUGUUGGAAAAAAUCCAUCAUCAUUACAGAAUCAGCAAUAUUUUGAUCACGAGGAGGUCAUUUAUCCGCGGGAUGAACAGCGUAAACACGCGGAAACAUUGGCAUCAACACCAAGGAGCAAAGAAGGUGGUAUAUCUCGUUCUGCAACUACUUCAACAUCAUCACAUCGUGGUGGACGAGGACGUGGUCGUAGUUCUCUAACUGCCGAUUUACCACCCGAUGAGCGUCGUGUUACAAUUCUGGAAAGGAAUAAAGCAGCUGCCGUGCGGUAUCGGAAACGAAAAAAGGAAGAACAUGAUGAAAUGAUUACACGUGUUCAUUUAUUAGAACAAGAAAAAGUGGCACUCUCCACUCAGAAUCAAGUACUGCGUCGCGAACUGGAAAGAGUUACAGCUUUACUGAAAACGCGUGAAGCAUGCUGUGUUUGCCACUUGAGCGGUAUGGGGGAAUGUUUGCGGAAUGAAUCACCGCUAGAAGUAGACGUUCUUUCUCCUCAAACUCAGCCGCAUCAUGAUCUCUCCAAUUAUAUAUCACAGCAAUUGGUUACAUCAGUUAGUUCUAACAAGAAGCCGACAAAAUGA